CAGAAGCAGUGGAAGCUGCUCGCGAGCGGCCUCCCCCGCGGCAUCUACGUCGUCGCCUUCGCGUCACGCACCGACCUCCUCCGUGCCCUCGUCAUCGGCCCGCCGGGCACCCCGUACCAGGACGCUGUCUUCGUCUUUGACCUCCAGCUGCCGCCCGAGUUCCCGACGCAGCCGCCGGCGGUGCACUACCUGUCGUACGGGGAGCGCAUCAACCCGAACCUGUACGAGAACGGCAAGGUCUGCCUCUCGCUCCUCGGCACGUGGACCGGCCGCCAGUCGUGCGAGCUGUGGAACCCGCAGUCGUCGACGGUGCUGCAGGUCCUCGCGUUGGUGCUCUGCGAGCAGCCGUACUACAACGAGGCCGGAUACGAGCGGCAGCUGGGCACCUCGGACGGCGCGCACCACGCGCGGCGGUACAACGAGGGCGCCUUGCUCCUCUCGCUCAAGUCGAUGACGACGACGCUCCGCAACUCGGCGCCGCCCUUUGACGCGCUGGUCGCGCUGCACUUUGCCGCGGCGUCGUCGCGCAUCCUCGCGCGCUGCGCCUCCCUGCUGCGGCUCAAGGGGCCCCUCGAGCGAGCCGCCCUCGGCGGCGGCGGCAAGGCGGCGGCGGUGGCGCCCGCCCCCGCCAGCGACGAGGCGGCCGCGCCCGACACCAGCGGUGCGGCGGCGUCCGGGCCGGAGGGCGGCGACGCGGUCGCCGCAGCGGGGCUCAAGGGCGUGCUCAACGCGAAGCCGACCCUCGGCUUCCUGCACUCGCUCGACCGGAUGGUGCCACCGCUGCGCGCCGCCUUUGAGGGCGCCCAGCGAGCCGGCAGCAGCAGCGCGUGA
Messenger RNA from Emiliania huxleyi CCMP1516, 831 nucleotides. RefSeq lists its product as hypothetical. The record is from RefSeq and is a predicted model, not a curated record. Lineage: Eukaryota; Haptophyta; Isochrysidales; Noelaerhabdaceae. The transcript has 2 exons. The annotation marks the transcript as partial.